This is a messenger RNA of Ictalurus furcatus (blue catfish), 6882 nucleotides long. It is a transcript of the gene sntg1, whose product is annotated as syntrophin, gamma 1. The transcript is spliced from 20 exons. Gene Ontology annotation, molecular function: structural molecule activity; protein binding. Lineage: Eukaryota; Metazoa; Chordata; Actinopteri; Siluriformes; Ictaluridae. The record is from RefSeq and is a predicted model, not a curated record. Gene Ontology annotation, cellular component: dystrophin-associated glycoprotein complex; intracellular anatomical structure. The coding region runs from base 1541 to 3118 and encodes 525 amino acids.
AUAACCCGAGGCCCGGCGGUGUCCAAUCGGGUGCCGAAGGCGGUGUCUGACUCAGGAAGUCAUUUACAUAAUGGCGUUGUUGGCCCUCCUAUUGGCGCGUCAUGCUUGGUGGGAGGAGCUUACGGAGCCGGUGGAGAAGGAGACAGGUGUUUGUUUGUUUGUUUCCACCCCAACGAAGCGUUUAACGUUGCGUGUACAAACAAACAAACAAACAAACAAACGUCCGGUGUUUAUAACGUUUAAAUAGUCAUAUCUACAAAAAUUAAUUUCAUUUAAAAAUAUUUAAUAACAAACACUUUUCGCAUAAUUUUGCAUUGCCCUUCUUGGGCAACUUUAUCACGUGAUUCACACGUGUUUACGUUUCCACGUGUGACGACGUUCUGGCAUUUUCAAACGCGGUGCAUGUCUUUCUUUUUUUUUUUCUUUUUAAACCUUAAACUAUAUUUAGAGCACAUUAGCUAUAUUAUAAAUAAGCUUUAAUUAUACGUACCCAAUUUAAAAAUAAAUAAUAAUUAAAUAAACGUUAUUUUUCUGUAUAGAAUGUUACUAUUUUAUAACAAGUCCGAACAGCUGUGUGAGAUCACGUCCUUGUUUUUAGACAAGCAGGUGAGCCUGUUAAUAAAAUUGCACUAGCGCCCUCUUGUGGUCAACACCAGCAACAACACCAACACCUAACAUCCCCAAACACCCAUGUGGAAACGUCAUCAUGCCACGUGUUUGAAACGUUUGUUUGUUUGUUUGUUUGUUUUGUGUGUUUUUUUUUGUUGUUAAAUUUGUACAGAAGGGGUUCGCAGUAAAAUACACGUUUUGGUGUUUUCCUGCUUCCAGGUUACCUGAUGGGUUAAAGAGGCCCCUGGCUACAAAAACACUGAUCUAAAUGAAAAGCGGAGGUUAAAAACACCAGCAUGUGCAAGAUGGAGGUGCUCCAGGACCAAGAUUGAGAAAGUGCCUCUCUAAUUUAAACACCAAAAAAAUUAAUUUCAUUAAAAGUUACACCGAUCAGCCAUACCAUUAAAACCACCCGCCUAAUAUUGUGUAGGUCUCCCUUGCUUGUGCCACCAAAACAGCUCUGAUCCGUCGAGACACGGACUCCACAAGAGUCCCUGAAGGUGUGCUGUGGGAUCCGGCCCCAAGGCAUUAUCAGCAGGUCCUUUAAGUCCUGUAAGUUGCGUGGUGGGACCUCCGUGGAUCGGACUUGUUCGAUCGGAACGUCCUACAGACGCUCGAUCGGAUCGAGAUCUGAGGAAUUCGGAGGCCGAGUCAACACUUUGAACUCUUUCAUGUUCCUCAAACCGCUCCUGAACCGUUGUUGCAGCGUCUCAGGGCGAAAUAUCCUGCUGAAAGAUCCACUGCUAUUAGGGAAUGCCGGGUGUACUUGUUUAGGAAGGCCCAAAAACAUGUGAAAGUUCACCGUCAGCCUAGCCUAAGGACCAGCACAUUAUGUGAGUCCCCACACGCCAAGUUAUGCCUAAUGGAUUAAUAUUCGUGCUCACCGUGUUGUGGAUCUUUCUGUGGAGUGUAUUGCCCCUGACAUUGGCACAUGGAUUUCAAGACCUCAAAAGAAGAGACAAAGACGGGGAUUUAUCUGCUGCAAGAUGGUAACGAAGAGCCCUUCAAUAUCCGACUGCACUUGUCCAAAGACAUUCUAACCAUUCAAGAGCAAGACGUUAUUUGCGUUUCUGGGGAACCGUUCUACUCGAGUGAAAGGACCGUAACGAUACGACGGCAGACAAUUGGAGGAUUUGGUUUAAGUAUAAAGGGUGGCGCGGAACACAAGAUCCCGAUUGUGAUUUCGAAAAUAUCGAAAGAGCAGAGGGCCGAGCUCUCUGGUCUUCUGUUCAUAGGAGAUGGGAUUCUCCAGAUAAAUGGGAUAAAUGUCAGAAGCUAUCGCCAUGAAGAAGUUGUUCAGGUUCUACGGAAUGCUGGGGAAGAAGUAACCCUGACCGUGUCUUUCCUGAAAAGGACGCCCGCCUUUUUAAAGCUGCCGCUCUGUGAAGACUGCACAUGUGUACCAAGUGACCAGAGCAGUGGGACAUCGUCUCCACUGUGCGACAGUGGCCUACAUCUGAACUAUCACCCUAACAAUACGGACACGUUGUCUUGCUCGUCUUGGCCUAUGUCUCCAGCGCUACGUUGGGAGAAGCGAUGGGUGGACCUACGCCUUAUCCCGCUCCUCCACGCUCGUCUCUCACAGUACAUCCCCGGCUCUGAUAUCUGCAGGCAAAAUGCGUUUCAGGUCAUCGCAGUGGAUGGGGUUUGCAGCGGGAUAAUUCAGUGUCCUAGUGCAGAAGAGUGCACCGACUGGCUUCAAGCAAUAGCGUCCAAUAUAUCUGCUCUCACGAAGCACAAUGUGAAGAAGAUUAACAGAAACUUUCCUGUAAAUCAGCAGAUUAUUUACAUGGGCUGGGUGGAUGAGAAGGAGCAGGACUCUGUUCAGGACCGCAUGUACACUCCAAAGUUCCUGGCGUUAAGAGGCUCAUCUCUUUUCAAAUUCUCAGCACCUCCAGUAACGACCUGGGACUGGACCAGAGCUGAACAAAGCUUUACUGUCUAUGAGAUCAUGUCCAAGAUCCUUAAGGACAGCGAGCUGCUGGACAAGCGACGGCAGUGUUUCAGCGUGCAGAUGGAUACGGGCGAGGACACCGUGUUCAGUGUGGAGCUGGAGAGUGAUCUUGGGCUCUGGGAGAAGGCUUUUCAGAUGGCCACCUUUCUCGAAGUGGAAAGAAUACAGAGUAAAACGUACGCCUGCAUCACAGAGAGCCACCUGAUGGGGCUUACCAUAGACUUCAGCAUGGGCUUCGUCUGCUUUGACGCAGCAUCGAAGGUUGUGCUGUGGCGGUACAAAUUCUCCCAGCUGAAAGGAUCCUCGGAUGACGGCAAGAGCAAAAUCAAGUUUCUCUUCCAGAACCCAGACACGAAGCUCAUCGAGGCGAAGGAGCUGGAAUUCUCCAACCUUUUCGCUGUUCUGCACUGCAUCCAUGCGUUUUUCGCUGCCAAAGUGGCAUGUCUGGAUCCAAUGUUUGUGGGCAGUCCGAAUUCUGCGGCAGCUACGGCGGCACCCACGCUGACCUCAGUCACCUCUCUGGGCCAAGCUGCCAGGUUGAAGUACUUGAGUUGAACGACUCUUGACAUUUUCAGCUCCGGAUUUACAAACGGGACAGCCUGCGACGGCGGCAGAAGAAUUUUAGAAGCCGUAACUCAUUUCCUUAUUGGACUACAUUUAAAAAAAAGCCUGCUUAUAUUGGGCCAAAGACUGAAAUAAGUCAGAUUAUAUUUUGAAUAUGGAGUGCCGGUGUGUAUGUGUAUGUUUGGUUGGCAUUUCCUAACCGCGUGUACUUUUAAAACUUUCUUUCAACCCCUUUGAAUUAGUUUUUGAAUACUAGGCGCCAUCAGAUAUACUCAGUGAUAAAACGUAUAACACCACAUUUUGAUUAUUUGAUCACUUUACAGUGCUGUGCGUAAGUAUUCACCCCCUUGAACCUGCCCACAUUUUGUAGCAGGAUCUGUAAUGGACCUAGAAGGUGCAAAUUAUUAUUUUUUUUUUGCUCAAUUAAACAAAGAAAGCAAACAUUUGUUAGUUGGAUAAAUAUUCACCCCUGUCUUUAUCAGCUUUGUGGAUCUGCCCAUUCUUCUUGGCAAAAAUUGCUUAUGAUUUAAAAACAAAAAAAACAAAAAAGCCUCUCAACAACACAGUGUUACCACCACCAUGCUUCUCUGUGGGGGAUGGUGUUCUCAGGGUGAUGAGCAGUGUUUCGUUUUUGACAAUUUUAUACUAAAAUCACGUGGCACUUUACUUGCACAAAGGCAGACUCCAUUCGACUAAUUAUGUGACUUCUGAUGGCAACUGAUCGUACCAGAACUACAACCCCAAAUCCAAAAAAGUUGGGACGCUGUGUAAAAUGUCAAUAAAAAAAAUCUCAUAAGCCCGUAUGUUAUUCACAAUAGAACGUAGAAAACAUAUCAAAUGUUUAAAUUUUAAGAAAAGAAAAAAAAAUCAAUACUGAAAGAUAUAUACAGGUUUUAGAGCAACAUAUGCUUCCAUCCAGAUUCCAUUUCUGGCAUUUGGCAGACGCCCUUUUCCAGAGCGGCUUACGUUUCUCUAAUUUAUACAACUGAACAUUUGAGGGUUAAGGACCUUGCUCAAGGGUCCAGCAGUGGCAGCGCUAGGAUUUGAACUCACAAACUUCCAAUCAGUAGUCCAACGUCUUAACUACUGAGCUACCUCUGACCCAAGAUUCUAUCUCAUCUUUACUUCUGAGAGACUCCGCCUCUCUAAGAUACUUUUUUAUUUUUACUCAAUCAUGUUACUGACCUCUUGCCAAUUAACCUAAUUAGUUGCAAAAUGUUCCUCCAACAGCUUCUUUUUUUUUUUUACCAACACUUACUUUUCCAGCCGUUUGUUUCCCUGUCCCAACUUUUUUGAGACGUGUUGCGACCAUCAAAUCCAAAAUUACCUUAUUUCUCCCUUAAAACUGUACGUUUCCUCAGUUUAAACAUUUUGAUAUGAUUUCCAUGUUCUAUUGUGAGUAACAUGGGUUUAUGGGAUUAGCAAAAUCAUUGCGUUCUGGUUUUUUUCUACAUUUUACACAGCAUCCCAACUUUUUUGGAAUUGGGGUCGUAAUUUAAGGGUGAAUAAUUUUUGCAAUCACGACCUGUACGGUUUUUAUUUAACUAUAUUAACUUUCCCCUCCAAGUCAGUAGUAUUAAACUUUUGUUCCAGAGGGUUUGAGACAGGCGAAUACUCACGCAAGGCACUGUAUUUUAUAUUUACAAAGCGUAGUUUGUACACAAUCAUAUAAGGCAGAAAGGAUUCAAAGAGACUCCUGAAUAAUAAUUUCCUAUCAAUUACCUGGAAUACAGACCGAGCAGAGUACUAUAACCCAAUGUACAAAGCCUCUACCCAAUUUUAUAAUAAUGCUCUGUACACACUGGUUCUUGUCCUUAUGAUUUGUCAUUUCGAGCAUGAUGCUAUCAUAAGAAGUAAACAAGAAUAUUAUAACAAGCAGAGUAUGUAGCGUAGCCCAAAGCAUUCGAUCUCAACACACGCGAUUCUCUGUGUAUUAGAUCUUUGUUUUUAGUUUGAGUACUCUGUUAGACUGAAAAACAGUAUGAGUAAACGUACAGUAGUGUAGCGUGAGAUUAAAACGGCGCUUUUUGUUUUGUUGUAUUUCACUACUUUGGGUUUGCUGUUUCUUUCUCUAGUGAGAUGCUUAAAAAAAAAAAAACAACAACAACCCAAAAACCAAUCUAAUAUUCAAUACCAUAUCAUUGCAGUGCACUUUAGUCCAGAAAUUUACCCAAGCUUUUUUUUUUUUCCUUCUUAUUUUCUUUUACUCUUUUGGAGUUAGUUGAGAACGUUGGUGGAAUACUGAAGGUUAGAUCAAUUUUUCUGAAGUGCCCAAGCACUUUGAGACCGAUUACUUUGUUGAGGUGUUGCGCAAGACUGUGAAAACUAAAACGAAGAAAGCAAACGAAUUUGAGACAAUUUAAGCUUCUCUACACAUGGAAAUAUUUCUGCGCACCACCGAAACAGCGACAGAGGUUUUAAACUGAACCUUUUAUUUUUGCCAACUGCUGAUUGUUUUAAUAAUAAUAAUUAAAAAAAAGAUGUAUACUUAAUAAAACUUUUCCCAUAAAAUGGUUGGUCAUAUAUGUAUAUAUAAUACUAUAAUAGAUUUGCUUUGUGGUCGGUGAAGCUUUUGGUGAAGUAUCCACCAUCAUAUCCAUUUGCAUUACAUUUUAACGUUUGUAAUUAUGCUGUUUUAUGAUUCAUAUGCUGGAUAUGAAUCUGGUUUGCUAAUUAUAGUAAUCUGCAGAAUUACUCGCACCAUUGGUAAUGAUUGGUAUAAAGAAUAUGGGAAUGUCUUGGUGACUAUUUAGUUUAAUCUCACCCUGAUAAACUCCCUGUUACUGAACUGAAAAGCCUAUUUAUAAUACAUUAUUGGCACACCUACAGUAGACCUUCUUAUUAACAGAGUGUAACUGAAGCAUGCUUCCAUUUCUAUUCUACAUUUCACUCGACAGUGUAGGAAAUCUUAAGCAGUCAUACAUGACUUUCUGUUUCACUUGGGUAGAAAUAUGAGGCGACAGAGGCCAAGUUCCCUUCAUUCAUCAACUGGAGAAGAUUCGAGAAUACACAAAUUAAAUGAGGCAGAGGUGUGUUGACCUUUUAGGAACUGACUAUGGGCCUGAAAAUCUGCUUACAGGGCAAGAAUUACGUCCCAGAGUGGUCCCAACUUGGUAUUUUAUGUCAAUGCAGAGAGAGGAAGAUGAUUAGAAUGGUAAUGGUUUCCCCAAGAGAUCUCGGUUUAGCGACUCUGGGUCACCAAAUCUAGAAAGCUAUUAUUAGACACCACUUACUGUACAUACUAUCAAACUAUUUAGAAGGGGUGCCAGAAGAAACACUUUCCCAUCCAAACAUACAUAUAUGAGCGUGAAGUUUGCUAAACACUACUGGGUUCUAUAGUCCAUCCAUCCAUCUUCUAUACCGCUUAUCCAUCCUUCAGGGUCAUGGGGGAACUUGGAGCCUAUCCCAGGGAGCAUCGGGCACAAGCCGGGGUACACCCUGGACAGGGUGCCAAUCCAUCGCAGGGCACAAUCACAUACACACUCACACACCCAUUCAUACACUACGGACAUUUUGGACAUGCCAAUCAGCCUACCACGCAUGUCUUUGGACCGGGGGAGGAAAUCGGAGUACCCGGAGGAAACCCCCGCAGCACAGGGAGAACAUACAAACUCCGCACACACAGGGCCACGGUGGGAAUCGAACCCCUGACCCUGGAGGUGUGAGGCUUACCACUAAGCCACCGUGCACCCUGGGUUCUAUAGUCAGAUGAGAAAAAAAUAUAUAUAGCGCUCAAACUGGGAUUAGAAAAGAAU